CUUCCUUCUUUUUUUUUUUUUUAUACACAAAAUUAUAAUAAAACAACAACUAUUAUCUAUGGCAAAUCAUACGGCACGGUCAGAUAUAGUGGAAGUUACGUUUCAAGCUUAUGCUAGACAACAAUCAACAAACGAAGAACCAACGAGAAGAAGAUGUUGUCAUUUAAAAAUUCGUUUUGUGAUAAUGGCAAUAAUUUCAAUAGUGGUUGCUUCAUUUAUUAUAUAUUGGUUCGUUAACUCAAUUUUGGUUAGUCGUAAUGAAAACAGAAAACAUGAUCCUAACAGGCAUAGUAGUUCUGUUACGAGAAAACAAUCUUAUCUCGAAAGACUUCCUAAUCAACUUAUACCAUUGGAAUAUACAUUACAAAUAAUUCCAUUAUUGACAGAGAACAAUUUUAAAAUCAUCGGCGAUGUUGAGAUUCAACUCUAUUGUAAACAAUCAACGAAACACAUACGUUUACAUUCUCACAAAUUAAAUAUACAAAACGUCAGCACGAGUUACGUUAGUAUGAAAAACAAAACGUACAUCAUUGAUAAUUACGUAUCCAUUACUGACGAUGAUUUUCUUGAUAUAUUUUUAUUACAAUUAUUGAUGAAGGAUCACAUUUAUAUUUUACAAAUUAAAUAUAUUGCUAAUUUAAUAGAAGAACCAAUUGGUUUGUUUCGUACCAAAUACAACGAUGAAAUCAACAAUGUUACAAGAUGGAUAGCCGUAUCGAAUUUUUCACCAGAUUUUGCUCGAAGAGCUUUCCCAUGCUUUGAUGAACCGUCGAUCAAGGCUCCUUUUCGAAUUUCGAUCGGUCGAAGGGUCGACAUGCGGACCCACUCGAAUUCAAUACGGAUUGCUACCGAGAAAAUUAAAAAAAUACCAAAUCAUGUGUGGGACCAUUAUAAGAAAACACCACCAAUGUCAACGUAUCUGAUUGCUAUAAUGGUGACCGAUUUUGAAAGUUAUCAAAUUAAUGUUACCGAUCGUCCAUUUUAUAAUGUGUUAGCAAGAAAAUACGUGCAAAAUGAUACCAAGUAUAUAGGAAAUUUAAUACCAUCGAUAGUUCGGUUGAUGCAAAAUUUAACGGGAUUCCAUUACGACUUGGACAAGCUCGAUAUGAUAGCGGUACCAAGUUUGGCAUAUUCGGCGAUGGAAAAUUGGGGUCUCAUUACGUUUCGUGAGAGUAAUAUGCUCAUAAAUAAUAAUAAAAAACAACAUAAAGAUAAUAAAAAAUUAUUUGCAAUCAUAGCAUCUCACGAAGUGGCCCAUCAAUGGUUCGGUAAUUUGGUAACACCAAAAUGGUGGUCAGAAGUAUGGUUAAAAGAAGGUUUUUCAUCAUUCUUUGGUAUCAUGGCAUUAACCAUGAUUGAAUCUUCUUGGAGUGUAGAAGAAAUGAUGGCUUUGGAAUAUCGUAAAAUGUUUGAAAAAGAAGAAAAAGAGAAUGCACAUCCUUUGUAUAUCAAUUUAAAUAUUACCAGGAAUAAAUUAAGUGAUAUAUUCGAUACAACACCAUACGUUAAAGGAAAUUGUUUGGUCAAUAUGAUAUUUCAUAUUAUCGGUGAAACGAUAUUCUUUAAAUCGAUUAAAAAAUAUAUUCGAACGUAUUAUUAUCGUGCAGCUGAUCAAAACGAUCUAUGGGACAUAUUUCAAGAUGAAAUUGAAUUGUCCAAAUUAUUUACUAAAUUGUCGAUUAAAACCAUCAUGAAAAGUUGGACAAAUCAUGCUGGGUUUCCCGUUCUUCACGUUAUUAGAAAUAACCAUACCGGUUUUGUCGAACUCAUGCAGGAAAGAUUUUAUAGGAUGAAUUUAAACGUUGAUGAUAAAAGCGAGGAAUUAUGGUGGAUCCCUUUAACGUGGACAAUCGAAAGUGAUCAAAGAUUCGAUGGGACUUUGCCUAAGGCAUGGAUGCAUGAAAGACGCAUGGUGAUUAAUGAUACUGGCUUGAGUGAAGCAAUUUUCAAUAAUCAAUGGAUUCUCUUUAAUAUCAACCAAACAGGAUUGUAUCGAGUGAAUUAUGAUGAAGAAAAUUGGAAACUUUUAAAUAAUCGAUUCGAUCAUUUACCAGAUAGAACAAAGCUUCAAGUGUUGAGUGAUGCUUUUGCUAUGUUCAACAAAGGAUUACUCGAUCAAGCUUUGUUAUGGAAAUUUAUUUUUAAAUUGAACGUUGAUACGGAGAAAAAUGUAUGGUUGUUGGUUAAAGAUGCUUUGAAGUAUAUCGAAUAUCGUUUAUGGGAUUCUCAUGUAUUUAGGUUUGUGACUUGUAAAUUAAUCGACGAAGUUUAUCAAUCGAAAGUAGGAAAUUUGUUCGAGUCAGAUAUGGAAACGUGGAGUAAGUUUAAAAUCGAAUUAACAAAAUGGGCAUGUUGGAUUGGACACAAAAGUUGUUUAAAAUAUCUCAAUGAUUUUGUUGAACAAUUAUUACAAAAUGAUACCAUUGUCAAGGAACAAGAUCUUUCCUCAGAAUUUUUAGUUUGGGUUUAUUGCACGUAUGUUAAAUUUUCUACGACGGAACAAUGGUUCAAGUUAUUGGAUAAAUAUCACGAACCUAAAGAAAACGAUAAAUUUAGCCUGGCAUAUGCUCUUGGUUGUACUCCAAAUUCAACAUUGAUCAAAUGGUAUUUAUCAUCAUUUUCAACUAAAGAUAUUAAUAUAACACUUAUGGCAAUCUCAAGAAAUCCAAAUGCGUUUGAUCUAAACAUGAAUUACAUAGAAAGAUUAGGAAACUUUGAUAAAAUGAAUAGCAACAUCAAGGAUUAUCUAUUUUACGAUUUCUCGAUUACCAUGGACCAAGAGGAAAACGUUAAAUGGCUAACACGUUUCAAAGGUUCUUCGGGCAAUAAGUACGAUACACUAAUCGAGACGAUAAUUAAUGACGUCAAGUUCAACGUCGCUUGGAACCGGAGGCACAAGAACGUGAUGAACGAUCUACUGAUGAACAUCUCUGAUGGGAUGAAAGAAAGCAAGGAUUGUACAAGAAAUUGAAGAAAACACUAUAAUUAAAAAACUUAAGUUUAUUUUUUGUUGCCUCCCUCACCCCUUUAAAAAUGAUCUAAUCUUAUUACUAAUUGCAAUAGGGAUCAAUUACAUACAUAUAUAUAUUUUUGUAUACCCCAAUAACAUGGGGUGGUUAGGUUA
Molecule: messenger RNA, 3124 nt
Organism: Polistes dominula (European paper wasp)
Lineage: Eukaryota; Metazoa; Arthropoda; Insecta; Hymenoptera; Vespidae
Product: aminopeptidase N
Biological process (GO): peptide catabolic process; proteolysis
Cellular component (GO): membrane; cytoplasm
Molecular function (GO): metalloaminopeptidase activity; peptide binding; zinc ion binding
Source: RefSeq, a predicted model, not a curated record